Molecule: messenger RNA, 1184 nt
Organism: Puntigrus tetrazona (Sumatra barb)
Lineage: Eukaryota; Metazoa; Chordata; Actinopteri; Cypriniformes; Cyprinidae
Product: CD302 antigen-like
Exons: 9
Coding region: 54-1184 (376 amino acids)
Molecular function (GO): signaling receptor activity
Source: RefSeq, a predicted model, not a curated record
GCGCUCGUGAGUUCGGGCGCGCGCACCCGCGAUCCCUGCGAUGUGUUGAAAACAUGGACUCCGCUUCUCGUCGUCUUACGCUCUUUUGCGUCGCUUUUCUGACUUUCGCGUGCCGCCCGGCGCCGGGAGAGGACACCGCCGACUGUCCUGCAGAUGGCCGCACGUGGUUGCCGUUCAACUUCAACUGCUACCACUUCGUCCACGGAGAAGAGGACGUGGCCAAAAGCUACUUCGUUCAAGACGCGAAAGACGCGUGCCGAGGAUAUGAUCUCCUGACUGUGAAAAGUGCAGAGGAGAACGACUUCAUCGUGAAGUACAGCCCUUCUGUGUGGAAAGGGAGGAUGAGCGUCUGGCUCGGAGCGUACUACGACAGCGACGACGAUGUCUUUAGGUGGCAGGAUGAUAACAGCGUGCUGGGAUACAGUAACUGGGAGGACGGCGCCUCCGAUGAGACUGAUCUGGUUCUGCUGGACACGUGUGUUGUUCUGCACACUGACUCGGGGAAGUGGGAAAACAUCAGCUGCUCCGCUGAACCCGAGAAUGGAGUCGUGUGUAAGACCAAGGCAGUCUGGAUAAACCCCCCAAAAGGCAGUCCUCUUCUGUCAGCUCUGGUCAUCAUCAGUGUGGUCCUGAUUCUGGUGGUUUCUGCAGUGAUUUGGUUCUUCCAUCAAAGAAACAGCCCAGGCUCAUCUAUCCUGAACCUGAUCGAGUAUCAUCCUCCCUUCAGAUCCCCGCCCUCCGAUCAGGCCUGCUUGGUAGAGGCUGAAGAGAUCGAGGCGGUCCUUAGUGUUUUCCAUCGGUGCCCGGGCCAGACUGCCUGUACACCAAUCAGAGAGGAGCUUUCAGGCCGCUUCUCAAACCCCCUGAAGUUCACGAAGUUAUCUGGCAUCACCAUGAUUUUUGAGGGCGAGUGCUUCACACUACCUGUCCAUCCGAACGUAAAGCUCCGCGCGCCGUUGAACAUUCACGCGCACUCGCGAGUCGGGAGCGCUGCCCUGCUACGAGUCCCGCGGAACCGCUCGGAAAUUACCGGUGUCCCCUUCGCGAAGCCGCGGAUGAUUCAUCUCGAAGCGAAAGCAGAAGAGAUUCGUCGAUGGAGCGAAAUGGCGCACGUGAUCCGAAAACAAGCCAAAGGCGUUAUUCAGAUUCAGUCCAGUGAUCGAGACUCUUGUCGUUGGCCAUAA